GCUCAACAAACGCCUACACUUAGUCAAUUUCAAGAACUAAAUAACAUAGCUUUGCCUUGUACCGACCUUGAUUUUGAUAAACUUAAACAAGAAAUUAAAAGACUUAAAUUAAAAGAUUUUGAUCCCCAUUUUCAAAAGCAAAAAAAUACCUUUGGACAAUUAACAUCUAGCGCUAUAAACAAAGCAGGUGACGGUUUAAGUGCCAUUUUAGAUCUCUUCGUGCAGGCCAAUAAACAAAUUAUUGAAUCUAAUAAUGGGAACAAUAAUUCUUUUGCUCAAGGGCAGCUACAGGGACAACUGACUACUUGCAAAACUCUCUUGCAAACUAAAUUUACCUCAGAAGAACUACAAAGUCUGCAAGAUAAACAAAAAGAGCUUAUGGAAUUAGAGAAACAAUCUGCUGUUUUACGCUAA
This is a messenger RNA of Dentiscutata erythropus, 414 nucleotides long. NCBI's taxonomy places the organism in Eukaryota, Fungi, Glomeromycota, Glomeromycetes, Diversisporales, Gigasporaceae. The record is from the annotation of a GenBank genome assembly.